Tigriopus californicus is the source of this 4451-nucleotide messenger RNA. RefSeq names its product leucine-rich repeat and calponin homology domain-containing protein-like (gene Lrch). The record is from RefSeq and is a predicted model, not a curated record. Bases 664 to 4161 code for a protein of 1165 amino acids. Gene Ontology annotation, molecular function: protein binding. NCBI's taxonomy places the organism in Eukaryota, Metazoa, Arthropoda, Copepoda, Harpacticoida, Harpacticidae. The transcript has 15 exons.
GCCACCCUCCCGUUCUCCUACCAUGACAUGAGUCAGAGCCCAAGACCUGAGAGACGAGGCGGCCACUCCGCAGACGAUCCGGUGCAAAACUCCCAAGUCCAGCACUCUCGUCUCGCCCUCAAGGCAAGAUCAGGGAGUCCAAGUAGCCCUGGCCACCGGGUCCGAGCCCUCCUUCGCCCCGCCGAGGGUGGUGCGGAGGACCGCAGACUCGAGAGUCCACAGUCGGCAGUGGCAACUCCACGGACGAGCGAUAAUCUCUGGCACUUGAAAAACCGAGCAAAACAUCGGGAUUGUGAUCGAAACCCAGAGUGAUUUGUGUUCGUUCUAUAUCACUAGUGAUGUGUCUUUGGGGAGUUUCUUUCCCAUUGGCGUGAUUUCUGUGAUAGUUCCAAGGCCCAAAGCGGCCUUCGAAUUCGACUCUUUGAAGCUGCCCAGCUUGCUCGCCCCCUUUUUCCGGUAUCAAGCAUACAUCAAGUGAGGCCUUCUCCAAGCUUGAGUCGAGUCGAGCGAGUGGUUGUGGGGGGGGUCCAUGAGAAGCGAGAGAAACAAGUGGCACGUUGAGUGAGGUGUGGUUAUUUGACCGCCAUAGAGUGUAGAUUGAGUGGGAUUGGAGGAGCUCAAAGGGUUGAGAGAUCGCUCUAACAUGACCUGUUGUGGAACGUGAUGGCCGCUACCAGUCUCAUGACCACCUCAACCAUCGCCCCCAACAUGGGGAUAAAUGGUGGAACGGGGCGUGCCGGUGGGAGUGUUGGCCAUGGGCGAAGUCCACCCUUGGGCCAACUCAGCCACUACAACCCCGAUUUAACGGCUUCGACGGAGAAGAUCCUGGAAUCAGCGGCUGCCACCGGCACACUCCAAUUGGCGGGCCGCAACUUGAAGCGUUUCCCCAAGCACAAUCAAAAGUUUCAUCUAAAGGAUACCAUUCAUGCAGAUUUGUCCAAGAAUAAACUCAACGAGCUUCCCGAAGAAUGCACAGAUUUUGGAUCCAUGGAGAAGCUGAUCCUUUAUCACAACACCAUCCGGUCCAUUCCGGACUCUGUGGUCUACCUACGCUCCCUACAAUUCCUUGAUAUCAGCCGAAAUCAAUUGAGCUAUCUUCCGCCCUCAAUUUGUCAGUUGCCCUGCCUUCAGGGUUUGAUUGUGAAUAACAAUCGUUUGGUCAGCUUGCCCGAGGAGAUCGGGAGGAUGCAAUCCCUGAUGGAAUUGGACGCCUCGUGCAACGAGAUCACCCAUCUUCCGGUCCAAAUCGGUGACUUGGCCGCACUCCGGGCCCUCGAUUUGAGGAGAAAUCACCUUCAAGAGAUCCCCGUUGAAAUCUCGUAUCUCCAGCUGACUUCCCUGGAUUUGAGCGGGAAUCGCAUUUCGGUGUUGCCCGCCGAACUCCGGUUCAUGACCACGGUGGUGGACCUGAACCUAGGCGAAAAUCCCCUCACCUGUCCCCCUGCAAAUUUAUGUUCUCGGGGACGGAUCCAUGUCUUCAAAUAUUUGGAAAUCCAAGCCAUCAAGGAGGAUCGUAAACGGGGCGUUUUAACCGAGGGCGAAUAUCGGAGAUCUUAUCGCAAAACUGGCGCGGGUCAGCUCAGCGAUCUCAGAUUCACCAAUGGAUUUAGUAGUGAUGCCCGUCGAAAACGGCACACGGCCGAUUCUGGUUAUGGCUCCGAGCAACCAUUGGAUCGACGAUGGUCCCAAGAGCUCAGUCAAGAGGUCAUUGAUAUGCACACAGAAGAUGCCCGUAGAAUCGUACUAAGAGCAGCAUCCAACGCUCAUCACCUCCAACAACCCCAUCAUCAACAUCAUCAUCUCCACGUACACAAUGGUGGAAUACCUAAUUUCCAUCACGGUUCGAGAUCGCCUCGCGUGGCGCCAACUUCACAACAACAAACGCACCAAAACUUGCCCCACCCACACCUCUCCAAUCAUCCCAACCCUAAUCAUAGACAUUCCAACCUAAUUCCACCCCAGCCGGUUGUGAGCACGGGCUCCAAUAGCGAUUCCAGCUCCGGUUAUAGUUCCAUAGAGAAUGGCACCCAACAUCAUGUUCCGCCCCCCGCCUCGAGUUCGGGCAAUUCAUCCACGUCCUCGUAUUCCCCUAACCCGAGAGAACCCAACCUCAACGGCCUCGAAGACGAAUUCCACAAGAUGAUGGACGGCAUGUUUUCGCCGGGUCAACAAGAUACCGCUAAAUCCGGAACGACAGCACCUGGAUCUACGUCCAGAUUGGCGAACAGUGAUUGUCAUUUACCUGCUGCAUCAGCUGAUUGUGAUAGUAUCGAGAGUGGAUCUCGCGGAGAGAGCCCGGAUGACGGCGAGAAAGAGGAGCGUCGACGGAUUGCCCAAAAGGUCCUGGGCAAACAAGGAAUGAGAACCUUGCCCCGUCCUUCAUCUUUGAGUCAAAGUCCUCGAGACUCGAGUAAACAGUCUAAACAGGGCAAUACGAGGACAAGCACCCCCGGAAAACCCGCCAUUGUGUCUCCUAAGCCCAAAAUUGGAUCCCUCCCCUCCACUUUGCGCCGGAGCUCAUCCCAAGCCAUGAGUUUGCCUGCCACGCCCAGUGGUCCAUCUUCAUCGGGCGUGCCGAGAGCCGUGUCUUGCAAAAUGCCCAAACCCAUGGGACCCAAAACGAAGGGCAAAGACCCCUUAUCCCCACCCCCUAUAAACGCCCCAAAGACCCCGGUUAGACCCACCCAUAUGGUGGCGCAUAGCCGGGGACACGCUAAAUCCCAAUUACCCUCCCCGAGACACACCCAACCCUUGCCUAUUCCGAAUAGUCAAAUCUCGCCUAAGCCUUUGCCCUCUCCCAAUUCUAGCCAAUUGCCCAUCCCAAACCUGAAAACCCUUGUCCAAAGACCGCCCCCUCAAACCUCUUUGCCCGGCAAUGAAGGAGCCAAUCAAGCUCAAAUUGCUCAAACCUAUAGGCAAUACAAGGAACAGCUCCGCCAACAGCGGCAAACCUCCACGUCUGUGUAUCAAUCAAACACUGCACGAAAUGGUCACGUCAGCACCACGGCUAACAACGAAACCAUGCACCAAUCGUACUCGGAUUCGAGGAUAUCGACUUCCAAAGACCACAAGAAGGUCGUUUCGUCGUCGCGGAUGCAAUCGGAAAUCAUCUCUACCAACGGGAAGAGUCAUUCGAGUGCAUCCUCUUCGUCAUCCUCUCUGAGCAAAACCACGACCAACAUUCAACCCCCAUCACCCCCACAGCAACAACAGCAGCAGCAACAAUUCGAUGUGAAGACCAUGCAGAAAGAGGCAGUCUUGUCCUAUGUCAAGUCCAAACAAGGCACCGGCUCCACAGGGGCUUUGAACAGUCCCACAAGACACCCACAGAUGUCUGAUGCAAAUUUCCGUCAACGCAACACCCACCUGAAUUCCAAUCUAAGAUCGGCCUCAACGAGUAGCAUUCCACAGCCCAUGGGUAACACCCCGCCGAUUAAUGGCAACACCAAUGGAUUGCCAUUGAGCAACAAUCCCACUCCGAAUAAUCGGAACUACAUUGGAAGAAGGGAUAUGGAAAAAUCCGCUUCACCAGAAAUGCAUAUCAGUCAACUUCGAUCGCACAUUGAGACGCGAUUAGGGAUAAGUCUGCCCGAGGAUCUUGCGCUCUCCCUUCAAGAUGGUGUGGUUUUGUGUCAUAUCGCCAACCACGUCAAACCCCGAGCUGUGCAGAGUAUCCAUGUUCCAUCGCCGGCCGUGCCCAAGCUAAAUCCGGCAAAAUGUCGUCGCAAUGUGGAAAACUUCUUGUUGGCUUGUCGUAAAUUGGGAGUUCGCGAGAUUGACCUCUUUGCCUGGGAUGACCUUGUGCCUGAAACGAACGUCCUGGGCGUGCUUUCAACCCUCUCCGCCCUACUGGACCAAUUGGACCAAUUUGUAGAGCUGGUUGAGGAGGAGGAGGAACAACGCCAGGAGCAGCCUAAGCCUAUCCUUGAAAGACCAACACCCACCAAUUUCCCAGACCUUGUCCCUUUGGACGACCAACCCAAACUCAACACCAACAGUCCGACGCCCACCACGGUUACGCCCGUGGCAGGAAAUGGGGUCAACGACUCACUCUGGCGAGCUCGUUUGGAAACAUUGGCGCUUUCAAUGCUGCUUUUCCUGACUAUGCUAUUCCUUUACUUGAACCCCGUUGAUGAAACUCCUUUCAAUGAUAUGUUUUGAUUUGUAUGGCCAAGGCUAAUUGUUGCACAAUCAUUAUUCAUUCGAAACGAAAAUUUGCUCGCCUUGCUGCUGAAAUACCUUCGAAAUGUGGCCUUCCGCGAAGAUGUGGUCACCUUUUCCUGAGCUUGACUUUUGUACCAUAUAUAUUCAGGCUUGGCUGUACUGGAAAAUUCCCUUAGCAACUACAUCAUUUCCUUCUAUUUUGGAACCUGAUUGUCCAAUAUGCCCUCUUGGUGUUCAUUACAAACAGAAAAAUACAACUUUCCUCUCUUAAAACACUAACCACUUCA